CCUGGGCUGUACACUCCAAACCUCCUCAUCUCAGUUGCAGAGUUUCAAAUAAAAAGGAGCUGGUGUAUUCCUUCGACUUCCAUUCAACACUGCAGCAAUGUCAUAUGGAGCUAUCGAUGGCAGCAGCUUCAGUGGACGCAACCCAUUUGGAGGACCUUCAAGACAAGGAUAUCAGCCUUUAGCAUCUCAGAUUGACCCCAAUGAAAUUCAAGAGGUGUUCCAGGAACUUACAGCAAACAUCUUCCGCAUUAACACCAACGUGACUUCCUUAGAGAAGAGCCUGCAAGCUCUGGGGACACCUAAUGACACACAAGAGCUUAGAGAUGGACUGCACACAACGCAGCAGGAGACGAAUAAAACCAUCAGCUCUUCAACAAAGUAUAUUAAGCAGCUCUCGGAAAUAGUGCGUGGAUCAUCCAGGCGAGAAUGGUUGCAGUUGGAUAGGCUUAAGAACCAGCUUUCGGACUCUAUCCAGCGCUAUGGAGGGUUGCAGAAGAAAGUUGCUGAGAAGUCCAGAGCAUUGCUUCCUGCACCACAGAAAGGCAGACAGAUUGCCAGGAACCCAUUCACAGAGAUCAGUGAUGAGGACGAGUUCUUUGGCAGAGGGUCCAGCAAAUGGCAAGCAGAUGACACUUCAGAUCCAACUCAGGCCCAGAGUCAGGCAUUCCUUUCCGAAAUCACAGAGGAUGAAGUGGAAUCUGUAAAACAAAGAGAGGAGGCAAUAUUACAGAUUGAGGCAGACAUGCUUGAUGUGAAUCAGAUUAUCAAGGAUCUAGCAUUACUGGUACAUGAACAGGGUGAAAACAUUGAUAGCAUUGAAGCCAACAUUGAGAAUGCAGCUUCAAAUGUUGUUUCAGCUAAUGAGCAAUUGGAAAAAGCAAAUCAGCAUCAGAAAAGAGCUCGGAAGAUGAAAUGCUGCUUCAUUCUGACCGGUGUGAUUAUUUUGUCUGUCAUCAUUAUCAUCAUCGUGGUUUCGGUGAAGCACUGAACUUGGCACAAUACACCUGCAGGCUUCCUUGAACUUUGCAGAACAUUCUCCCAGCUUCUGGAACCACCCAGACACCAUUAGCCACAUGGCCGCUCCUUCCAUGACCACCGGGACAAUCGAUGACGUCCUCUUCCUCCUCCAAUGCCACUGCACGGCCUGCAGCCACUGCUCAUCACCUCUGAGAUUGCCAUCCACCAACCAUCUCCAUAACUACAGACAAGACUAUGACCGCAGGAUACACUGGCGUCGCGGGAUUCACUAUCACACAUGUGACACUUACCUUGUCAUCA
Hemiscyllium ocellatum (epaulette shark) is the source of this 1278-nucleotide messenger RNA. It is a transcript of the gene tsnare1, whose product is annotated as T-SNARE Domain Containing 1. The transcript is spliced from 12 exons. Lineage: Eukaryota; Metazoa; Chordata; Chondrichthyes; Orectolobiformes; Hemiscylliidae. Gene Ontology annotation, biological process: vesicle-mediated transport; vesicle fusion; intracellular protein transport. Gene Ontology annotation, molecular function: SNARE binding; SNAP receptor activity. Gene Ontology annotation, cellular component: endomembrane system; SNARE complex; membrane. Bases 98 to 988 code for a protein of 296 amino acids. The record is from RefSeq and is a predicted model, not a curated record.